Apis cerana (Asiatic honeybee) is the source of this 466-nucleotide messenger RNA. RefSeq lists its product as uncharacterized. NCBI's taxonomy places the organism in Eukaryota, Metazoa, Arthropoda, Insecta, Hymenoptera, Apidae. The record is from RefSeq and is a predicted model, not a curated record.
AUGGAAUAUUAUAAUUCCAAAAAAAUAUGCGAUCUUUGUCCAUUAUUUCAUUUUGAUAGACCCAGUUGCACAAUAACAACAUGUAAUUUGCCCUUAUUAAACAUUGAAAAACAUAGAACUAAUCAACCAUAUCAUCCAAAAAUAGAAUCAAUUAAGGCUGUCAGAUUUAAACAACCUGUGAAUUCGCCUCAAUAUUGUGGUGAAUGGACAAAUUUAAUGUACCGCCCUAUUAUACAAGGAGGUUUUAGCUAUCGGGGAGUAUAUAAAUUAUUUCCUAUAGAUAUUCCACCAAAUUCUCCUGUAUUAUGUCGACCUACUUCUAUUCCACCUACCGAUUUCCGAGGAAUAACCGUAUAUUGUCGUCCAUAAUGUGGCAAUGUAUUUAAUUUAUUUAUUUAAUUUAAAUUUAAAUUAAAUAAAUGUAAAGUAUUUAUUAAUAAAAUAUUGGUUCGUUUCUGUAUUGAUA